This is a messenger RNA of Gasterosteus aculeatus aculeatus (three-spined stickleback), 4395 nucleotides long. RefSeq names its product lysophosphatidylglycerol acyltransferase 1 (gene lpgat1). Gene Ontology annotation, cellular component: endomembrane system; endoplasmic reticulum. Gene Ontology annotation, molecular function: acyltransferase activity. NCBI's taxonomy places the organism in Eukaryota, Metazoa, Chordata, Actinopteri, Perciformes, Gasterosteidae. The record is from RefSeq and is a predicted model, not a curated record. Gene Ontology annotation, biological process: phosphatidylinositol acyl-chain remodeling.
CUUUUGAUCUUUUGUGUACACUGGCGCUGUGCGAGUAGAGGUCCUCGAGAAAGAUAACGGGUCUUCUUACCAGCCUUAGAAACUCACACACACAAAAAAAUCUCUGCUCCUCGUACUUGCUGUGCUUAUGUCGUUUACGGUUUGCGUUCUUGCGACCAGCAGCGUUGAUUCGAGGCCCGGUCCAAACGGCCUCUCGUGCACCGUCGCGAAUGGGAGCUCAGUAGCUAGCUAAAUCGACGACGGAGAUGAUGGUGCAUCAGUGGAUUUAUCCCGGUGUCUCCGACUGAGAUGGAGCCAGCGACGCUUGAGCGGAGUUGCUUGCUAGCUAGCUAGCGAGCUAACGGGUGCCCGCCGGGGUCCACUGUGCCCGAGCAGCCCGGGAUUAACGCCAGCUAAAUGGGCGCUGCUGCAAUUUUAUCGCGCGGGAUUAUUUGCAACGUUCUCCGACGUUUUCCUCCCCGUCCCCGGAUUUGAGAGAAAGCGAGAGACCCAACCAUGUCGAUUAGCAAAUUAUGCUAACGUAACGUCAAAGGUUAGCUACACGUGACACCGUUCCAUCUCGUUUUAAAACCGUUAAGACGCAUCUCUGGCCGUCCUCGGGGGCUUCAGUCACGUUCAUUUGGACGGUGCGCGUCACGAUGGCACAGCUGUUGGACGGGGCCGGCGAGCUGGGCUGGGUUCUGCUCAAGUCCGUGAUCCGCUUCGUGUUCAUGGUCUUCAACAACUGUGCGGCCAUCCCGUCCUACUGCUUGUACCUAGUGCUCCUCCAGCCGCUCAGAAUAUGGGACAGCUCCGCUUUCUGGCACAUCGAAGGAAUCAUGUUCAAGUGGCUGCUGGCCAUGGUGUCCUCGUGGGGCUGGAUCGCAGGUUACACAGUAACGGAAUGGGGUGACGAUGUACGGCCCAUCUCUGAAGAAGAAGCAAUGGUCAUCGUCAACCACCAGUCCACGGGAGACGUGUGCACCCUCAUGAUGUGCCUGCAAGACAAGGGCAUGGUGGUACAGAAAAUGAUGUGGUUGAUGGACCAUGUGUUCAAAUACACCAACUUUGGCCUAGUGUCCCUGAUCCACGGGGACUUCUUCAUCAGACAGGGUAAAGCUCACCGAGACAAGCAGCUGAUUUACCUGAAAGAUCACUUAGAGAAAUACUACCACAGCCGCAACAGGAAGUGGAUAGUGCUGUUCCCGGAGGGUGGCUUCCUGCGAAAGCGGCGGGAAACCAGCCAGUUGUUUGCCAAGAAGCACGAUCUCCCCCACUUGACCCACGUCACGUUGCCUCGUCUCGGGGCCACCCAAGUUAUCCUGAAAACCCUGUCGGCCCAGCAGGAGAACGGCAGCGUGAGCAGCGAGUCCGGGACCCCCAACCAGAGAGGUGAUAAUAAACGUAAAGGCCUGCAGUGGGUGGUAGAUGUGACCAUAGCGUACCCCAAAGCGAGACCCAUGGACAUCCAGACCUGGAUCUUUGGCUACAGACCACCUACAGUCACACAUGUACACUACAGGAUGUACCCAAUAAAAGAGGUUCCUGUGGAGGCGAAGGCCCUCACCUCCUGGCUGUACCAGAGGUUUGUGGAGAAAGAAGAGCUGCUGACCCACUUCUACGACAAAGGAUCAUUUCCCUCUCAAGACGGCCAGAAGGAGGCCGCGUCCCGACCGAUGAUCCUGGACCCCGUGUGGCUGUGCGCUAUCCAGUCGUUUGCUUUUGCCUCCGCCUACAUCUGGUACAGCGUCCUCCAGUACCUCUACUGCUGUCUAUUCUGAGCGCGCUGAUGAGGCGAGAGUCUUUAUUGGACCACUGGAAAAGCCUCAGGAUCAGUUGGUGUGUGUGUGGCCCAGCGUCAUACCUGCCCCCUACGAUGGAUGAAUGUACAUUUACAACAGUGGAGCGACUUCACAGGAACAAAAAAAAGCAAAGGAAAAAAAAAAACAUAUGAAGAACACAAACACACAGAAUGCAAAUAACAAUACCAUAGGAAACUGGUCACAGGCAUAGCAGACUGGCACACAGCCCCAACAACACACACUCACUCAAACGGCCUAGCAGAAUACUCUCGCACUCGUCACGACACACAUUUCGAUGUUUACACGUCCUCAUACACGUAGACGCUCACAGGUACACGACUUUUUAUUCAAAGUGAACAAAAUGAGGCUCAGGACACCUGCAGAGGACGCUGUGGACCGAACUCCCUCUGUUCCCCUCCGAGGCUUCAGCCGCAGUAGUUUUACAGAGUGUAAAGUGUGUAUGGGACGCGUGUGAGUGAAAAUAUAUAUAUAUAUAUAAUAUAUAUAUAUGUGUGUGUGUCUAGAAGCAUAAUGUCUGCCCUUAUUCUUCGUCCCGGCGAGAGUUGAUGAAGCCCACCGGACGUCUCUUUUCAGCCACUGACUAGCCGGCUGGCCACACCUUCCAGAGCGAGCGGCUGAAUGAACGCUGAGCCCGCCGCUCCUCUGGCCUUCAUUCCACUGAGGAUCCAGGCUGCUCCCCGUCCCAGGGAAGGUUCCUGUGUGGUAGCCGUCACCGUUUUCAUUUUCUUUCGUUCUCUUCCCUUGACCGGCAUAUCGCCACGACAACGGCCAUUGUAUUUAUUGUUGACGUCAUUUCUUUUUUUUCUUUUUGUCGAAUAUAUUUCCCGUUCGCCCCCCCGUCGUCGAGGCCGUAUUCUGAAUUCACAGAGGAAGGAGGUCCAUGUUUACACUGGCGGCCCUGCUGAAAGCCUAAAGGGAUGGCGGCAAUGAUGCGGCUCUUGAUAUGAAGAUGUGUUUCUCUGACAGGCAUUGAAGGGAGGAAAAUGAGACAACGUGCUUAUUUAAAAAAAGGUUUAAAAGAAAAAGACUGUGGCACAUAGAGCGAGAAUUGCAGUCCGAUGACCUAAAGAGUAACUCCCUCGUUGUGGAUUCCCCUUUUCGUGCUCUGCUCUCCCGACGUGCACACACAGCCAUGUGCAGCUACACACAGCAGAGUAGACAUCUGUCGCUACAGAUCAGCUCAGCGAGCCAGACUGAGAAGGCAGAGACUCCUGUUCCCCCAUUGGACUACAUAGUUUUCCAAAUAUUUAAGCCAUACGCUUAGUGUCGUCGGUUGGGAAAAAGAAAUUCAUUUUCUUUUCUUUUUUAUAGAAGGCUACCCUAAUGUUCAGCUUCUAAAAUAGACAUUUUGGCUUACAGAACUAUAGGUGUCAUUACUGUAAAUUUACAGCAUAACCUGCCUAAGUGAGUGUGCGUGUGUGUGUGGUUGCCCUCCCCCCCGUCCCCCGUCCCCCUUUUGAUAUUUAUGAUUCAUGUCGUGUUGCUCUUCGACAUCAGAGUGUGGCGGCAUUUUCCCCAGGAGUGGUCAAGUUUUAUUUCAUUUAAAUUGUCAUGAAACUGUCGUCCUCAUGUCACCGGUCUGUUUAAAUCUUGUACAUAACGAAGCUGUGGAAGAGUUUUAAUUGUUGGAAUCGACGGCAGCGUUUUUUUUCUUUCGUUCCGUGAUCAUUUCUGGAAAAUUCAGUUUUAGAUUAAAAAAAAGUCAAUGUUUUUAAAAGAAGACGAAAGCAAGGAUUUUCCCCUCAUUUCUGCGAUGACCUUGUUUUUAUUGUUGAUUUUUUUGCUGACAUCAGAGCUACUGUGCGUCCGCGUGCUGGCCGACUCCGGUUUCUAACUUGUACUGUUGUACUUUUUGUUUAAAGUCGUCAGGAUUUUAGUGGAACACCUUGAAUAUCAAGCCUUACCUGAUGUGCUGGUGGACCACGAUCCCAAAUAAUGCUGUUUGCUCCCGCCCCCUCUUGGAGAACCUUUUUGUUUUUACAGAUGGUUUCUAAGUGUGGAGCUUAAUCUGGGCCAGUGAGGAAGGGGAACUCUGGCACGGCCCUGCGAGGACGCCGCUGUUCUCUCAAACCCACUUGUGUUUUUGAGGUGCAUUUUGUUUUUGUUUUCUUAGCCUGCUUUUAAAUAGGAAAAAAAAAGAAGGGCAGCUAUUAUGGUCGUCAUAAACCAAUGCAUAAAAUGUGCAUUUCAGUAGUUUACUGCCCUCCUCGAGUCUGUUUGUUAAAACUGUGUGAAAUGAAAAACAAAGGGGCUACCUGGGAAGGUAAAAAUGUUAGUGCGCGUCCUCCAGUGGCUCUUUCAGAUUCCCCUCCACCGUGAGAGUGACUUGAAAUGAAGCUUCAUCUUUCUUUUUCUCAACCUUUUUAUUCUUUUAUUUAUUUUAAUUUUCUUUUCUUUUUUUCUGACCACGUUUCCAAAGAAGGCAGGGAAAAAAUGUUUUCCUAGAUGUUUUAGGAAAUAAACACUAGGGAUUUAAAGAAAUUAUACUAGAGCUGUCUGUAAUUUUCCAUUUUGUACUUCUCCUUUAAUUCCUAGCUACACAGCCAUUUUACAACACAAAAGACGUGCUGGAAUAAAACAUCAUAAAGAAGCC